This is a messenger RNA of Mercenaria mercenaria, 3044 nucleotides long. Its product is annotated as probable glutamate receptor. The transcript has 10 exons. Gene Ontology annotation, molecular function: glutamate-gated receptor activity. Bases 1 to 1650 code for a protein of 549 amino acids. The record is from RefSeq and is a predicted model, not a curated record. Gene Ontology annotation, cellular component: membrane. Lineage: Eukaryota; Metazoa; Mollusca; Bivalvia; Venerida; Veneridae. Gene Ontology annotation, biological process: monoatomic ion transport.
AUGGCCUUAGAGAUACUUAAGGAAGAACUACUGGGAAGUCGUCGCGACUUUAAGACGGCUAUAAUAGAUAAACUGGAGAAAGUAAGAAUCACUGAACAAGUGGAAGCUACUGCAGCAACAUGGAGUCCUACCGGUCAAUGUCUAGCCUACAAUAUCGACACAUUACUUCAUACAAAAUCUAAUAGAAUGUUUAGUUCCGUUGGCUACAUUGAAAUUAACGGUAACGUCGUCGUGACCUCGGAUAUCUUCCCAAACACAAAGUAUGGAUACAACAAGAGACAUUUCAAUGUCUCCACCUUGAAGUAUCCACUGUUUGUCAUAAAGAAAGACGUCAACGGUACCACUGAAUAUAAAGGAUUUUGUAUGGAUUUGUUAAGAGAACUUGCUAAUAAACUUAACUUCACUUACACAAUAACAGAGCCUGUUGAUGGUAAAUGGGGAGAUUAUGAAGAUAGUAAUAAAACCUUUAAUGGACUGGUUGGCCAGCUUCAGAGAGAGGAAGUUGACAUGGUUGCAGCACCGUUAUCAACAACAGCUGACAGGACUCAGGUUAUGGACUUCAGUUAUCCAUUCUAUUAUGAAUAUACGACUGUCAUACUGAAAAAGCCUGAUGUUAAUGCUACAAAAUGGAGAACACUGAUUGAUCCAUUCAAAUGGGAGGUUCUUGUUUCCAUAGGGCUUGCUCUGCCAGUAAUGACCAUGUUGGCAUUCCUAAUUGAGAAAUAUAAUCCAUUUUAUGGGAAGUCAGAACAUUCCGAUGAAAGAGAACGUAAUGGAGGACUCCAUAUGUGGCAUAACUCUGUAUGGUAUAUGUACGGGGCAUUGUUAUGCCAAGGCGGCGUUCAUUUGCCAGAUUCAACAGCCGGUCGAACUUUAGUGAGCUCAUGGUGGUUGUUUUGUAUAAUCAUUGUUGGUAUAUAUUCUGGCAACCUCAUUGCCUUUCUCACAGUAACAAAAGAAAAACCUCCAUUCAACACACUUUCCGAGAUGAUAAAGUUAAAAGGCUCAUACAGAUGGGGCACACUAUCAGAUACCCAUUUCGCAGCAGUGUUUUUGAAUUCUGAUAAUCCAACGUAUAAACCUAUUGGAGAUGGUAUUCGUGACUUUAACAAGACGGAUCCUGACGUAUUGAGUACAGACCCAGAAGUGCACAUCAGAAAAGUUAAAGAAGGCAAAUACGCCUGGAUAGGUGAUAAGACGUAUAUAGAAAUAGCAAUGUCGAAGGAAUGUAGCUUAACAUCAAUCAACGAAGAAUUUCUACCGCUUAAGUAUGGAUUAGGUUUCGUGAAAAACUCGCCACAUACUGCUAUCUUCACAAAACAAACUAUCAAAUUACAUGAAGGUGGGCUGUUUCAAAUUUGGAAGAGAAAAUGGUGGCCAACAGCAAACUUCUGCGCGGGCAAUACGGUUACUGAGGCCAAACCGAUUUCAUUGAUGGAUGUGCAAAGUGCUUUCUACGUCUGUUUGAUUGGGGUUUUUCUUGGAUCUGUUGCCUUUAUCAUAGAACUUUUAGUUCAUAGAUUCAGAUUAAGGAACAGCGAAUUGUGCAAUAGGCAGUCCAUCACCAGAAAGCAGAGAGUACUAGAGCCAUCCACAGAGAGUACUAGAGCCGAUGGUAGUAAAUACUCUGAAGGAGAAGUUAACAUUUGAUAUCUGGUUUGCUUACAAAACAAGAGCUACAUAAUAUAUACAGAGAUUGUUGCUCAUUGCUGAACUGAGGAUUGCAUAUUCUUCGCAACUGAAUUAUUUUGUAAUUCUGUAGACAACACAUAUAUUUGGGCCAGUCAUUUUGAUAUAUAUUUAGAGAUAAGCUGAUUUGUCGCUCAUUUACAGAAUAUUAGCAAUGCAAAUUAUAAAACUAUUAAGAAAAUAACACAUUUUGAUGUAUAUAAUUGUUGAAAAUAAGCAUUAUUAUCCGCUAAAACAACAUGAUUUUCAUACUAUUACAGUGUCUUUACAUAAUAAAAACGGUAUAUAAAUUUAAGUCAUUCGAUAAUACAGUCGAAUAUGUACGAAAAUUGAAUGACGUUAUUGCAUUUUAUUUUAACAAAAGUGGUUUGCUUACGGCUUUUUCAUGAAGAUUAAUCCCUUGACAUAUUGCAUCUUUUCAACUGCUUUUUUCUUUUAUUGCUUUACCGUGUGUAUAAUUAAACACAAGUUCAGAUUCAGUAAAAUCGUUUAUUAAUUCCUAUAAGUAACUACACAUUUGGUCAUUUUCAAUUUAACAAAGUCUUUUUUAUUUACUUCACAGCAGCGGGUGUUAAGUACUGUGUGACGGCCGCAAAAAGUCGCCCCGACUUCGUCUCAGUGUUGUUAUAUUUUCUGGUCCUUCGGGAUCAUCGAUUUCAAUUCAAUUAGAUUUGAAGAUUGAAUACUGCUUAAGCCGAUGCUAGUGGGAGUGGGUAGUGUUGCAUUUUCCAUUACUGCUCAUGAACAGACUCAAUCAAACCGAGUCUGCAAUUUUCACUGUUUGCCUUGUUCUCGGUGCUUCCGAGAGAUCUACUUUCCAGAUUUUAUUAUCAAAUAGCAAAAGAUCUACAUCUCAGUUAUUGUUUUGAAUUACAGUUGGCAGAUAAAAAUAUUUCUGUUGUUGACAAAAAUACUCAGUGGCAUGGGAAACACAAGCGAAUUCAGGCGUGGGUGGGGUGCCCACUAAAACAUAUCAAGAAAAGUAGUAAAUUAGCAAGAGUACAGGCUUGUCGGAACUCUUAAAAAUAACUAGGCGAUAAAGAGUACACUAAAAUCAUUUUGAUGUAUUUGAUGUGACCAGCCUUUCAGCCGAAAGUUCUUAUUCUUUCGCUGUUUGUGUCAUGGCUUUCAUUUUUAUUGCGUUUGUCUUAUGAAGCAUACAAUUAUGCAAAUAAUCGUUUCUUUGUAAGGAAAAUUUAGUUACAUAUAAUGCAACGUUCCUAGCCUAAAUCUGGAGCUAUUAAGAUGGUGUUUAAAAUGGUUUGGUGUACAUUUUGAUAUUCAAUUAUAUAUUAGGCACAAAGCUAUAUUUUACUUUUUGCGUUAACAGUCGUAUUUCUUAUUUCUUUACGACU